AUGGAAGACGCUACGGUCGAUCCCGAGGUGACCCCCUCCAAUAAUUCCGCCAUUCGGCACACGAAUUACGCCGCGCGUCGUCCCGCCGGUACCGAACAUCCCGUGACUCUGUCCAAGGACGGCGUCCGCCACGUUCAGCGCCUGCCCGACGGAUCCACACGGGAGAUUCUCGCUUGCGGACUCGCUUGUUCAGAAUGCUUUUCCGGUACCAAUCUCCACGCUAUUCUGCAACCCGGCUUGGAGCUGGAACUCCGCGUCAUGGAGGAUCUGCGGCAAGGCAAACCCGCCGCGCCCUUGUCGAUUCAUACCAGUUCGGGCGUGCCGGAGGCACUCGGACCCUUUUUGGAAGCUCUCGAACUCCACUUGCCUUGGAAGAACAAGGAGUCGCUCGACUGGUGCGUGUCGCUGCAGAUGGAAGGCGCAUCCGCCGUGCUCGCGGCGAUCGAUAUGGUCCUACAAACCCGCAUGUUGGAAAACCCCCACGAGGCCAACGCGGCACGUACCAAAGUCGCCGUCGGUGCCACUUCCUAUCAUGGUCCACCCUCGACGUCUUUUGGGGCCAAGUCUCCGCUCUGGUACAAACAUCACCAAGUCAUCUAUCCCGUACCCACCUCCUUCGGACCCUACGACGAAACGGAACUCUUACUCAAGUACCAAGAGUUCCUGGACGCUCACGCUCACGAAAUCGGCGUUUUGCUGAUCGAGCCGCAAUGGGGGUCGUCGCAAGCCGCUUUGCCCUGGCCCAAGCACUUGCUCAAGAAAUACGUAGCCAUGGCCCGCUCGCACGGUAUCAAGAUUAUUUGCGACGAAAUUAUGUGUGGACUCGGACGUCACGGCAAGGGGACCUUGUUCGUGUCGGAAGCCUGGGAAUUGGAUCCGGACGCCGUCACGUUUGGUAAGGCCAUCGCCACCGGAGUAUUUCAGCUUUCCGGAGCUAUUCUUAAACAGGGACGUAGUCUUCUACACGCGAACAAGUGUUCCGUCAUGCAGUCACAUACCUACGCCGGUUCGUCGACCCGCGCCCUGCUCGCCGCCACGGAAGUCCUCCAGACGUUCGUCACCUGGCUGCCGAGCGUUGCGCAUUUGGGCGACGAAAUGGGGCACAUUAUGGCGUACGUCAUGAAGAUAUCGCGCGGUCUCUUUCGCUGCCAAGGACAGGGUCUCAUGUGGGGUGGCAUUGUCACGCACGAAGGACAGUGCCGGGAUCCGGAGUUUCGUACACGCGUGGUACAGGCCUUCAAGAAGCAUUGCGACGAAGUUGGGGUGGUACCGUAUCACGUACCGGUGGGUGGAUUCAUGGUAAGUCCCGUCAUUGACGUGGACGUGGGCACUAUUUACGAAAUUGGGGAACGGCUCGUGGAAGCCAUCAAACUAACCAUGACCGAAGUGGGUUGGGUCGAGCAACCCGCGGUCAAUGGUGAGAGUAGCGUGGGUGGCAUAAACAUUCAACGGUCGCGGGAUCACUACCGUGCCCCGUCCAUUGCGUCGGCGAGCACGCUGAAUUUGGCUGCACUGGCCGAAGCUAAGGCUUCGCUGAUGGCCAUGACGCAGGACCUGGGCAACGACAAGUGCGUGCCGUACCUGCACGCUACCAAGUGCUGCACGUCGUGCAACAGCUUUGUGUGUCCGGAUGUGCGCACACGAUUUCUGAAUCAGUAA
Phaeodactylum tricornutum CCAP 1055/1 is the source of this 1659-nucleotide messenger RNA. RefSeq lists its product with no specific name. The coding region runs from base 1 to 1659 and encodes 552 amino acids. Gene Ontology annotation, molecular function: transaminase activity; pyridoxal phosphate binding. The transcript has a single exon. Lineage: Eukaryota; Bacillariophyta; Bacillariophyceae; Surirellales; Neidiaceae. Gene Ontology annotation, cellular component: cytosol. The record is from RefSeq and is a predicted model, not a curated record.